Molecule: messenger RNA, 2744 nt
Organism: Magnolia sinica
Lineage: Eukaryota; Viridiplantae; Streptophyta; Magnoliopsida; Magnoliales; Magnoliaceae
Exons: 9
Coding region: 275-2479 (734 amino acids)
Biological process (GO): mitochondrion organization
Cellular component (GO): mitochondrion
Molecular function (GO): zinc ion binding; ATP hydrolysis activity; ATP binding
Source: RefSeq, a predicted model, not a curated record
GUCGGUUUUUUCUUGACGCCUUAAACCCCAAGCAAGAAGCAAAACCCUAGAAAACUCGCGCCCCUUCCAGGUGCCAUUCCACCUCGAAAAUUUGCCUUCUUUAUGAAUAAGAACCAUCCAAAAAUCUUCUCCAAUGGCCAGAAAAUCCCUUCAAAUCUCUUCUAAUUUCACUCAAAGGAAGCGAAAUUGCAGCUGACAUCUCUCUCUCUCUCUCUCUCUCUCUCUCUCUCUCUCUCUCUCUCUCUCUCUCUCAGUUUUUUAGGGUUUGAAGAAGAUGGCUGGGAUUCGUGCAAUAGGGAUUGUUUCUGCGAUGGCGUCGGCAGCUCUAUCCGUCGACCAUGCUUACGCCGAUAGCCCGUUUCAUUUCCCUCUCUUUUCUUCUUCUCCUCCUUCCCCUCUUCCUCCCCAAGCUUCUCCACAAACCCCUCCAGCGGAGCCCGCAGCGAAAGAAGAACCGCGGCCCCGGAACGACAAUCCACGGACAACGGCGGCUGGGUUCGACCCAGAAGCGCUUGAGAGAGGCGCCAAGGCCGUGCGGGAGAUCAACAGCUCGUCGCAAGCCAAACAAGUUUUUGAUUUGAUGAAAAAGCAAGAAGAGACAAGGCAGGCAGAGUUGGCGGCAAAGCAAUCUGAGUUCCAGGCUCUACAAUCUCAGCAUGAAAUUGAAAGACAGCGGGUAAUAUAUGAAGAACAGAAGAAACUAGUUCAGCAACAGGCACAGACAAAAGCCCAAAUGGCUCGUUAUGAGGAUGAAUUGGCAAGGAAGAGAAUGCAGGCAGAGAAUGAAAGUCAAAGAGCAAGGAAUCAAGAGCUUGUCAAAAUGCAAGAAGAAUCAUCCAUCAGACAGGAGCAAACCCGCCGUGCAACAGAAGAACAGAUCCAAGCCCAACGUCGGCAAACAGAGAGGGAGAGGGCUGAGAUAGAGCGGGAAACAAUCAGGGUUAAGGCUAUUGCAGAAGCAGAAGGAAGGGCACAUGAAGCAAAACUAGCUGAAGAGGUAAAUAAACGGAUGCUAGUAGAACGGGCAAAUGCUGAGAGAGAGAAAUGGCUUGCAGCUAUAAACACAACUUUUGAGCAUAUAGGAGGUGGUUUGCGGGCCAUACUAACAGAUCAGAAUAAGCUUGUUGUAGCUGUUGGGGGAGUAACAGCUCUUGCAGCAGGGAUCUACACGACAAGGUACCUUUUGGGUUUUGCAAACAAAUGUUUAGAGGGUGCUAGGGUGGUUUGGGGCUAUGUUGAAAGAAUAUUAGGGCAACCAUCCCUGAUCAGAGAGUCCUCCAGAGGGAAGUACCCUUGGUCUGGUUUGGUCUCUCGUGCAAUGAGCUCAUUAUCACGUAAAACUGACAAAGGAGCCAGUUCAGGGGGAAAUGGUAAAGGGUUUGGCGAUGUGAUUCUGAAUCCUUCUCUUCAGAAAAGAAUAGAACAGCUUGCCCGUGCUACUGCAAAUACAAAAUCCCAUCAAGCACCGUUUCGCAACAUGCUGUUUUACGGUCCUCCAGGAACUGGGAAAACUAUGGCUGCAAGAGAACUUGCUCAUAAAUCUGGGCUUGAUUAUGCGUUGAUGACUGGCGGAGAUGUAGCGCCAUUGGGAUCACAGGCGGUUACCAAGAUACAUCAGCUAUUUGAUUGGGCUAAGAAGUCUCAAAAGGGUUUGCUGCUUUUCAUUGAUGAAGCAGAUGCAUUUUUAUGCGAGCGUAACAAGAUUCACAUGAGUGAAGCCCAACGGAGUGCUCUCAAUGCUAUCCUCUUCCGAACAGGUGACCAGUCCAAAGACAUAGUCCUCGCCCUUGCUACCAACCGGCCAGGCGAUCUCGACUCCGCUGUCACCGACCGUAUUGAUGAGGUUCUCGAAUUCCCCCUACCCGGAGAGGAGGAACGCUUCAAGUUGCUCAAACUCUACCUAGACAAAUACAUUGCACGGGCGGGUGAUCAAAAGCGUGGGUGGCUGCCCUUCUUCAGGCGGCAACAGCAGAAGAUACAGAUCAAUGGAUUAUCAGAUGAUGUUAUCCGGGAGGCUGCAGCCAAAACGGACGGAUUUUCAGGCAGGGAGAUAGCGAAGCUGAUGGCCAGUGUUCAGGCCGCUGUCUACGGAAGCAAGGACUGCGAGCUUGAUGCAGCCAUGUUCCGCGAGGUUGUGGAUUACAAGGUUGCAGAGCAUCAGCAGAGAAGGAAACUUGCGGGCGAAGGGGAGAGUGCUACUAACUCCAUCGUUUUUGUACAGAUAGGAUCAAGAGAAACAAUGCAGGUGAAAGCAGUUUUCAAAUCCCUCUUCAUCCUCAUCUUCUUCAUCUCCAUGCAAGCGGCCAUUGGAUCACGGGCUGUGGAAGGCACCUACAUGGCCGGAUGGCAUAAGAAACCAUGGAUGAACCAUGGGAUCUCACGGGGUAAGCACGUAGCUAAUCUGGCGAGCGAGCAUCGAUAUCGAGUCAGGAAGUCGGUUGUAGUUUCUACUGGUAGCUUCUCUAGUAGAAAUGCCUAAUGGUGUGCCGCCAAUGCUUCGUUCGUGGGCAUGUUUGUCAGUUACUUUGAAAGCUGAAUUGGAUAGUAAAUUGAAUUGGUACUUCUUAAGAAUAUGAAAAUAUGUUUAAGUAUAUAUAUGGGCUUUUCAUGUUGGGACAUUGAGCUGAUGAAAUCCAGUUUUUGUGAUGAUUCCAAUGAAAAAUUCCUUCUUCAACGGCAUUUAGAUGUUGUAUUGUAAUUCGUGAGUAGAAGCAUGAGUAAUUUUCCAUGAGUUUCAAAUGGGA